Molecule: messenger RNA, 2061 nt
Organism: Brassica napus (rape)
Lineage: Eukaryota; Viridiplantae; Streptophyta; Magnoliopsida; Brassicales; Brassicaceae
Product: probable WRKY transcription factor 34
Exons: 4
Coding region: 329-1918 (529 amino acids)
Biological process (GO): regulation of DNA-templated transcription
Molecular function (GO): DNA-binding transcription factor activity; sequence-specific DNA binding
Source: RefSeq, a predicted model, not a curated record
CUCAUUGUCUCGAUCUCUUACAUUACACUAAACGGCAAAAAAAUAUUUGAUCCGUUUAUUAAUAAGGUGCUUAAUGGUCACCGUUACGAUUGUUUACUUUCUCUAAAGUUCCCAUGUUGUGUUUAUCACAAUAUCAGAUUUAACUUUAACCUUAUUAGUUAUUACAAUGAGUUACUUCUCUAAAAAAAAAGGAGUUACUGUUCUUUCUCUAUUUUAUGUUCUUUUUGCUGAUUUUGAGUAUCUACUGUUGUUGUGUAUGUAACUUCAUUUUCUCCAUUAUCACAUUUCAGAUUAAGCACAAAGUUGAAGCUGAAUCUUAGUUGUAACAAUGCCUGGUUUUGAUAAUAACUUUGCCGUGAUGGGAGAGUGGUUAGACCCUAGUCCUAACCACAAGAAGAGAUCCAAAGCGGAACUUGAAAGAGAGGUCUAUUUAGAAGACAUUAAGAAUAAGGGCUUUCUGCAUGCAAGCUUUCAAGAGAAACCGUGCUACUCAAGCAAUGGUCUUAGUGAGAGGAUUGCUGCGAGAACCGGGUUUAAAGUACAAAGGUUAAAGACUGAGAGUAUUUUUCCAUCUCGUUGUUUAGCCAUCUCUUCUCCUGCUGUUAGCCCAGCAACUCUACUAGAGUCUCCUGUUUUCCUCUCAACCCCUUUGACAUCUCCAACAACAGGAAAGCUCUCAUCACUACCUUCAGAUAAAGCUAAAGAUGAGUUCAAUGACGAAAUUGCCACAUCCUUAGCCUUGAGCCUCGAUCCGACUACAAACAUCGGUUCAGAACCCGAUGAUUCACAAGCCUAUGAGCAAGCACAUGACAGCGAUUUAGGAGACUCGAUGCCUAGUGGUUCACCUGAGGAUGAUGGAUACAACUGGAGGAAAUACGGACAGAAGCUAGUUAAAGGAAGCGAGUAUCCACGUAGCUAUUACAAGUGUACACACCCCAACUGUGAGGUCAAGAAGAAGGUUGAACGGUCCCGGGAAGGUCAUAUUACUGAGAUCAUAUACGUGAAAGCUCAUAAUCACCUUAAACCUCCAACUAAAAGCCGUUCAGUCACUGGACUAUCGGGAACAAGCAAUGACAUGCAAAUAGAUGGAACUGGAACCAAUGAGAACUUACAAUGGACAUCACCUGUUUCUGAAGAGGUCGGAUACGGAAGCCAUUCUGGAUCAAUGCAGGUUCAAAGCGGGGCUCAGUUCGGGUAUGGUGGUGUAGCAACCGAUGCCUUCUCUAAAGAUGAAGAAGAUCGCACGUCCUACAUGAGUGUCUCUCUGGGUUACCACGGACAAAUAGAUGAAUCCGAGCCAAAGAGGAGAAAACUGGAAACGAGUGGAUCAACCCGAGGAACCCGUGAGCCAAAAGUCGUGGUGAAGACCACAAGUGACAUUGACAUCCUCGAAGAUGGCUAUCGCUGGCGCAAGUAUGGGCAAAAAGUCGUCAAAGGAAACCCGAAUCCAAGAAGCUACUAUAAAUGCACAGCUAAUGGAUGUAACGUAACUAAGCAUGUGGAGAGAGCUUCUGAUGACCUCACGUCCGUACUAACCACUUACAUAGGCAAACACAAUCAUGCAGUACCAGCAGCACGUAACAGCAACCGACAUGUGAACUAUCCAAUGCCACACAGUAGUUCUGAGGAACUGGUCACAGCCAACUCAUCACUACAUGACUUCCAGCCAUACCUGAGGUCUCCUUCAGGUUUCUCGGUUUACUAUGUAGGCGAAACAGAGCUUACAGAUAUUUCAAUGUCUGGUUUACCUAUUGAGCAAGAGAGGUUUCUCGGCCUGGAAGCGCUUGCCAUUGGUGAUCCAGAUGGGCUGAUGUUGCAGUUAGCAGCAGAGCCGAAGGUGGAACAAGUGUCACAACAGGAACUAGGAUUGUCAAGGAGCUCAUUGAUAGAUAUAAUGAGUAGAUUACCACAAAUAUGAAACGAAUCUCAUUAUUCACCGAUUGUUAGUCUUUUGAAUAAACGGCUCUUAAAAUCGAGGGAAUGUAAGAGAUUUAGGAACCAAAAAAUUAGUAAUCCAACGUUAACUUUUGUCCAAACAAAGCUUUUAGUAAAAAGGUCACU